UGCACGCGCGGCGCUGUAGCUCCAUCCCCACGCUACUCUGCUGCGACCGGAAGUUGACACAACCCCAGGCUUUUCUAAACUCUCAAAUUCAUUAACUCGCUCGGAAAUACGUCAGAAUGUAUAAGGUCCGUGUCAGGUAGAGAUGCAAGAGCUUGUUCCCAGCAGUAGACAGACACACAGCAUUGUGGAUAGCAUAGGAACCUGUCAGCACCAUCGUGUAAAUAAGGUAUGGUGUUACGAGAAUUUUCGCUAUCAGAAAGUGAAAUGUUGGAUAUGAGACGUAUGAAAGAUGGGUAAUCAGGAGCUGGAAGAUGUGUUCGUAGCUGUCAUACGGCCAAAGAGCGCCGUGAGCCUUAACUCCAAGGAAUAUCGUGCCAAAGCAUAUGAGAUUCUGCUGAUUGAAGUUCCACUUGAGGGAAAAGAGAAGAAAAGGAAGAAGGUUCUCCUGGGCACCAAAAUUCACGCAAACGGCGACAAAACAAAGUCGAUCCUGGAAUAUGUGGACGAAGUGACUAAGCCCAUAUCUAAUAACCAAGGCAUAAUAGGGAAACGUGUUGUGCACAUGAAGAAGUUCCCUCUAGAUGGUGAGAAUGAAGGAAAAGAGGCCUCUCUAUUUAUUGUGCCAAUUAAUGUUAAAGAUAACAGCAAGACUGUGUAUCACCCUGGGAGUCCCAGCUUUUAUUGCCUUCAAGACAUCAUGCGUGUGUGCAGUGAAACCAGCACCCACUUCAACUCCAUCACCUCAAAGAUGCUGCUCGGCCUUGACAAGUGGCUGGCGGAGCAGCACAGUGUGCCACAUGCAAUUGCGGCGCUCUUCAGACCCUCACCCAUAGAGAGGGUCAAAACCAACGUGAGCAAUCCGGCCUACUCCACCGAGAGCAAGCAGAACGACACGUUGCUUCACAUGGGCUACACCGCACUGGAGAUCAAGAGCAAGAUGAUGUCACUGGAGAAGGCAGACAUGUGCAUCGAGAAUCCACUCUAUGGAUCAGACCUGCAGUACACCAACAGAGUGGAUAAGGUCAUCAUUAAUCCAUACUUUGGCUUGGGAGCGCCGGACUACUCCAAAAUCCAGAUUCCAAAGAGGGAGAAAUGGCAGCGUAGCAUGACCAGUGUGACUGAGGACAAAGAUCGCCAGUGGGUGGACGACUUCCCGCUGCAUCGCAGUGCUUGCGAGGGAGACACAGAGCUUCUGUCUAAACUGCUGGACAGCGGUUUUUCUGUCAAACAGUUGGACAGUGAUCACUGGGCCCCCAUCCAUUAUGCAUGCUGGCAUGGGAAGGUGGAGGCCACCAAACUUUUGUUGGAGAAAGGAAACUGCAACCCCAACCUGCUGAACGGACAGCUCAGCUCUCCAUUGCACUUUGCAGCCGGAGGAGGUCACUCAGAGAUCGUGCAGCUCCUCCUUCAGCACCCUGAUAUAGACCGGCACAUUGAAGACCAACAGAAACGUUCCCCUCUUCAACUCUGUGAGGAAAAUAAACAGAACAACUGGGAGGAGACAGUAAAUCUGCUUAAACAAGCCUGUAACCAACCAUAUGAAAAGGUUCGCAUUUACCGCAUGGACGGUUCGUACCGCUCAGUGGAGCUGAAGCAUGGCAACAACACCACGGUGCAGCAGAUCAUGGAGGGUAUGAGGCUCUCGCAGGAAACACAGCAGUACUUCACCAUUUGGAUCUGCUCCGAGAACCUGAGUCUGCAGCUGAAGCCCUACCACAAGCCCUUACAGCAUUUGCGCAUCUGGUCUGAGAUCGUCACCGACCUGACUGCGCUGGACCCGCAGAGGGAGAGCCCCCAACUAUUCUUGCGCAGAGACGUCCGUCUGCCUCUGGACAUCGAGAAGAAGGUUGAAGAUCCACUCUCCAUCCUCAUCCUGUUUGAUGAAGCGCGCUACUUCCUCCUCAAAGGGUUCUACUCAUCACCCGACAGCAAGCUCAUAACCCUGGCCAGCCUCCUUCUGCAGAUCAUUUACGGCACCUACGACAGCAAAAAACACAAACAGGGCUUUCUGAACGAGGAAAACCUGAAAUCCAUCGUUCCGAUAUCCAAAGUGAAAAGUAAAGCACAUCAUUGGACUAACAGGAUACUUCACGAGUAUAAGAGUCUGAGCACAAGUGAGGGAGUGAGUAAAGAAAUGCACCACCUUCAGCGUCUCUUUCUCCAGAACUGCUGGGACAUUCCCACCUACGGCGCCGCCUUUUUCACCGGCCAGGUUUACACCAAGGCCAGCUCCAGCACCCACAAGGUCAUCCGGGUCUACGUAGGGGUCAACACUAAAGGUCUGCACCUAAUGAACAUGGAAACCAAGGUUCUCCACCUCAGCAUGGAGUACAACACCUUCAUUUGGCAGCUCGGCCAGGCUGACCAGUACGUCCAAAUCCACAAUCUAGAGAACAAGAAGAACUUCAUAGUGCAUACUAAACAGGCAGGCCUGAUCGUAAAGCUGUUGAUAAAGCUAAGCGGACAAAUAAUCCCUAACGAUAGAGCACCGUCAGACAAAUAUGCCUACGGCUAACUCCUUCAUGCAACUCAUGCCAUCAAAUUACCUUGACUUUUACAGUUACAUUUGUAUCUAUAUUACUUUUAAUGUUUUUUAUGGUAAUUCUUAAGGAAUUUGUUCCCCAUAGCACCUUUAAAACUAUACCUUCUGUUUGGAACACAGUUUUUAAUUUUUUAUUUUUUUUAUUGCUGUGUAUAAAUAUUUAUAUGUAUUGAUUGCAUUUUAAUAAAGAAAUAUAU
Messenger RNA from Clarias gariepinus (North African catfish), 2739 nucleotides. RefSeq names its product KRIT1 ankyrin repeat containing (gene krit1). Lineage: Eukaryota; Metazoa; Chordata; Actinopteri; Siluriformes; Clariidae. The record is from RefSeq and is a predicted model, not a curated record. Gene Ontology annotation, molecular function: protein binding. Gene Ontology annotation, biological process: regulation of establishment of cell polarity; negative regulation of angiogenesis; cell redox homeostasis. The coding region runs from base 290 to 2515 and encodes 741 amino acids. The transcript has 18 exons. Gene Ontology annotation, cellular component: plasma membrane; cytoskeleton.